AUGUAUGACACAGUGAUGAAAGUAAAGACAGAAAUAAAAUUCAUAAAAUUACAAAAUUUAGCAGACAUACGGGUACAAACAAUCCAAGAAGUCAAUUUUGCUCCAAGAGAGCAAUUAAAUCGAAUUGCUGGCUUGGCUUGGUCCCCAAACCAUCAGAAGCUUGCCGUAGCGUCUGCUGACCGUUACAUUCUGCUAUUUGACGACAGUGGCGAGCGACGUGAUAAGUUUUCUACCAAACCAUCGAAUCCAGCUAACGGAAAGAAUUCAUAUGUCAUUCGUGGUGUUGCCUUCAGCCCAGAUUCAACCAAGUUGGCGGUAGGGCAAAGUGAUAAUAUCGUAUACGUUUAUAAACUCGGAGAAACGUGGACCGAUAAAAAAGUUAUUUGCAACAAGUUUCCUCAAAGUAGUGCGGUUACAGCACUAAUUUGGCUAUCUUCAGGAGCCAUAAUUGCAGGACUUGAGGAUGGUAAAAUUCGCGCUUUGCAUUGCAAAAGCAACAAAUCCCAGAGUCUUUAUGGUGUCGACAGUAUGUGUAUAACAUUAGCUCCGAACACGAGAGGAACUGGAUUUCUUUCUGGACACAAUGAUGGUACGAUUAUUCGUUAUUUUAUAACAAAUGAUGCAAACGAAUCGUCUGGUCGGCUGAUUCAACACCCAGUGCCACCAUUUGCAUUAGCUUGGCCUCAAGGUGGAUUUUGUGCAGGCGGUUGUGAUCAGCGCAUAGUUUUCUACGAUGCGGCGGGUCGGCAGAUGCGUACGUUUGAUUACUCGCGCACAGAAAAAGAGCGAGAAUUUACAGUCGCCGUUUCUAGCCCAAAUGGACAAGCUGUAGCAUUCGGUAGUUUUGACCGAAUUCGCAUAUUUACUUGGAGUCCGCGGUUAGCGGCAUGGAAUGAAAGUGCAACCAAAGAUAUUAAUUUCCUCUAUACCGUAUCCUCAAUGCUUUGGCGAAAGGAUGGUGCACGAUUAUCUGUUGCUUCCGUAACGGGAGCUGUAAUAUUGUUCGAGUCUGUUUUGAAACGCACUAUUUGGCAAGAUAAGUUUGAACUGAUCUUUGUUGCCCCCAGUCAACUUUUAGUCAAAUCUUUACAAGACCCUACCCAGCAAAUGACCAUUGAGUCACAAUUGGGAUCGGAAAUCGAUGAUGUACGCAUUAUGGGGAAAGAUAAUUACUUAGUAGCUCGAACGGAGGACUCUCUUAUUUUAAGUGACUUGACACGCAAUUUAGUAAGUGAAGUACAAUGGACUGGAUCUGGACGACACGAGAGAUUCUACUUCGAGAAUCCAACGGUUUGCUUAAUAUUCAAUGUCGGUGAGUUGAGUUUAGUCGAAUAUGGAGCAAACCACAUAUUAGGAUCAGUGAGAACAGAAUUUGUGAAUCCACAUGUAAUUUCCGUUCGUGUUAAUGAAAGAGGCAAUGCAAGAGAUAAUAAGAAACUCGCCUUUCUGUUGGAUGCCAAAACAAUUUGUAUCGUGGACCUAUUGACCCAAAUGAUUAUUGGUCAAGUUACCCACGAUACUAAAAUUGAUUGGAUCGAAUUAAGCGAAACAGCUCACAAACUUCUGUUUCGUGACAAAAAAUUCAAAUUGAUUCUGUUUGAUAUCUACUCUGCAAAAAAACAAACCUUGUUAUGCAACAUCUCGUUUGUGCAAUGGGUACCACAGAGCGACGUAGUCGUGGCUCACGCACAAAACAAUAAUCUCGCAAUUUGGUACAAUAUCGACUUACCGGAACAUGUAACAUUGAUGCCUAUACGUGGUGAUCCACUUGAAGUAACACGAGAAGGGGGUCGUACAAUGGUUCGCUCAGUAGAAGGACCAACAGAGCAUACGUAUUUCUUAGACGAGGGGCUAGUGGAGUUCGGUACAGCCCUUAAUGAUAGUGAUUUUGGUCGAGCUAUUCAUUUUUUAGAACAUUUGGGUGACAAACCUUCCGCUAAGGCAAUGUGGCAUAAUUUAGCUGUAAUUGCACUUGAAGAUGGCAAUUUACGAGUAGCUCACCGCUGUUAUGCUGCUCUAUCCAAUGUAUCGAAAGCUUUUUUUCUGCAACAAAUUAUAGAAGAAGCAGAUAAAUUUGAGGAAGGUACUGGUACACCUGGCAUUAUGUGUCCAGAAGUACGCGCAAAGUUAGCGUUGCUAAAUUCCGACGUACGUACAGCAGAACGCAUUUACUUGGAACAGGGACACAUUGAAGCUGCAAUUGAAAUGUAUAAAAUGCUUCGCAUGUGGGAUGAAGCAGUUGGGUUGGGAGAGAAACGAGGUUACGUUAAUCUGCAACAACUUAAAGAAGAUCAAAUGUCAUUCUUACUUUCGACUGGGCAGGAAGAAAAAGCGGGCCAUGUACUCGAAAAACAAGGAGAACCUAGAAAAGCGAUGAUCUUGUUCCUUAAAGCAAACAAACCUGCCAGGGCAGCAAAGUUAGCGCUGAAAACUCCACAGCUAAUGGAAGACGAAAAUCUAAUGGUUAAUGUGACAGAUGGACUUAUCAAGUGUGAACUUUUCGAAAUGGCAGGUGAUAUUGCAUUUAAGCUAAAUCAGUCAGAUGUUGCCUUGGAGUUGUAUCGCAAAGGUGGUGCAUACGCCAGAGCAUUAGAUUUAGCUCGAACGGUUGCACCGGAUGAUGUUACCAUAUUGGAAGAAGAAUGGGGUGAUUGGUUAGUGCAACGAAAGCAACUUGAUGCUUCAAUCAACCACUAUAUUGAAGCAGGAGCUACGCAAAAGGCUUUAGAAUCAGCGGUUGGUGCGAAACAAUGGCGCAAGGCUGUUCAAAUAGCAAAAGUACUCGAUGAACCUGAACAAAUACAAAGGUUUGCUUUGGACUUAUCCAAACAUUUGGCUUUUUCGGGGGAUAUUAAUGGUGCGGAGGACUUAUUGGUACGAGCAAACUUAUUCAAGGAAGCAAUUCAGUUGCUUAAUCGUCAUGGUAAAUGGGAACGAGCAUAUUCCAUUGGAGAAAAAUAUCUUAAAUCGGAUGAAAUGCGCGAUGUAUUUGUGAAUUUAGCUACAAGCUUGGAAGAGCAAGGAAAAUAUAGAGAUGCUGAGAAAGUUUUGCUGGCAGUUAAUGAGCCUGAUCUUGCUAUUGCGAUGUAUAAGCGGCGGGAACUAUAUGAUUCCAUGAUAAGACUUGUGGAGCGAUAUCACAAUGAUCUACUCGAUAGUACUCAUCUGCACUUAGCUAGACAAUUAGAAUCAAAAGGUAAAUUCAAAAAUGCUGAAGUGCAUUUCAUAGCGUCAGGGGAUUGGAAAUCUGCGGUUCAUAUGUAUUGCUCUACGGAACGUUGGGAGGAUGGGUAUCGUGUUGCGAAACAAAAAGGUACCGAAGGCGCCAGCAACCAAGUAGCGUACAUGUGGGCUAAAUCAAUGCCAGUAGAAAGCGCUGUGCGGUUACUAAACAAACUGGGUCUACUAGAUACUGCAGUAAGUUUUGCAUGUGACUCUGGACAGUUUGAGUUUGCUAUGGAUCUAUGCCGACUAUCAGGCAAACCAACAGAUGAAGUACAUUUAAAAAUUGCAAUGUCUUAUGAAGAUGAAGGAAAAUUCGGAGAAGCUGAAACUGAGUUUAUAAAGGCAAAUAAACCUAAAGAAGCCAUACUUAUGCACAUACAUUCUGGCGACUGGCAGGCUGCACUGAACGUUGCUGAAAUUUACCUACCAGAAGAAGUUUCGGAAGUACUUAUUGCACAAGCGAAUACUUGUUUAGAAACACAUAACUAUAGUGAGUAUGAAACUCUACUAAUACGUGCUCAACGACCGGAUCUUAUAGUGGCCUUCUACAAAAAAGAGUCCAUGUUUGAAGAAGCAAUGCGUAUAGCUGAAGAGCAUUAUCCAUCAGCAAUGAACGAUAUAAAGCGUUUGCAAGCUCAUGAAAAAUCCCGCGAAACUAAUUCAAAUAAAAAUGAAAACGAUGAAUCAAAAGCAUAUCUUCAAAAAGCUGCCGAAUUUGCUAAACGAGAAGAGUUUCGUAAAUCUGCAGAGUGUCUUUUACAGAUAAACUCCACUAAUGCUGACGCUGCAACCGUAGAACGCGCCUUACUUAGUGCCGCGGAGAUAUGCAAUCAAUUUUUAGAGGGUAAAGAUGCCACAAGCAUUGCAACUCAACUAGGACCGCGGCUUUUCCAAUCAAAACAAAUAGGGCCUGCGGCACAGCUCUAUUUGGCGGCAGAUAUGCCAAAAGAAGCAGUAGAUGUUUUCAUUAAAGCCGAACAAUGGUCAAAAGCAAGACAUUUGGCAAAAGAAAUUGAUCCAGAAUUAAUGACCUAUGUAGAACAGCAGCAGAAGUCGCGUUUGAAGAAUGAAGGCAACAUUGAACAACUUGCAGAUAUAGAUAUCAUGAGUGCUUUGGACAUGCUAGCUGAACAGAAUCAAUGGCAACGCUGUCUCGAUCGUGCGAAGCAAAUAAGUUCACAAGCUUUACAUAAAUACGUUGCAUUAUACGCCGCCCAACUUUUAAAUAAUAACGACAGCUCGUCUGCGCUUAAUCUGUUUUUGAAUUACGGAGCACCUCCGAGCGAAGCAAAUUUUAAUCUGUACAAAAAAUUGUCCAUGGAUUGCUUUGCGUUAUGCGAAGAUCAAGCUGCAAAUGGUCUCUGGAAAAAGCUACGAGAUUUUCUAUAUAAGUUGUUUCAGUCGUUGAAAACUUCGGAAUAUGCACAACAUACGAUUGUCGAAAGCAUCGAUUCAUUUCUGCUAAUAGCGCAUUAUUAUGCAGUGCGAUCAGCUUGCAGACAAGUGCAAUCAUUGCAGGCAGUAGCUCUACGAUUGUCUAUUGCUUUGUUGAGGCACUCAGACAUUAUACCAGUCGAUAAAGCUUUUUAUGAAGCUGGUAUUGAUUUGCGUAGUGCCGGUCGCGAAGCAGAGGCAUUUGUUAUGCUUAACCACUACUUGGAUGUGUGUGAAGCUAUUGAAGAUGGUUCAGGACUUAUAGAUCAUGCUGACUUAGCAUCAACAGACAUUCCAAGUUCAGUUCCAUUGCCAGAGGAAAUACACCUUAAAAAUAAUACAGAUUUGCAUGAAGAAAUCCGUGAGUGGGUUCUUGCUAUUAGCAUGGAUCAACAAGUUGAUCAGGUAUUACCAAUUGAUGACCGCGGACUAUAUGAAGCAAGUUUAGGAAAGGAUGAUGUAGUCUGUUUAUUAAGUGCAUACCCUGUACGGGGGCGUCAGCCUGUAACUUUUUCAUCAUCAACUAGACAAGCAAAUCGCGAUGUUUGGAGUAAAUUUUCUGUUGCAGUUAAAAUGUCCCCAUCCAGUGAAAUAGCAGAUGUUAUUUACUUUAUAGAAAAAUGGAAUGGUCAAGCAAAUUACAAUAUUCAUUAAAUCAACUGGAGA
Messenger RNA from Teleopsis dalmanni, 5325 nucleotides. It is a transcript of the gene Oseg2, whose product is annotated as intraflagellar transport protein 172 homolog. NCBI's taxonomy places the organism in Eukaryota, Metazoa, Arthropoda, Insecta, Diptera, Diopsidae. Gene Ontology annotation, biological process: intraciliary transport. Gene Ontology annotation, cellular component: intraciliary transport particle B; ciliary basal body; axoneme. The record is from RefSeq and is a predicted model, not a curated record. The coding region runs from base 1 to 5313 and encodes 1770 amino acids. Gene Ontology annotation, molecular function: protein binding. The transcript is spliced from 13 exons.